GUUUUCAGCACAAUGUCGAUGGAAGACCUAUUGUUUGGUAGCGAUCUGGAGGACAGCGAAGACGAAGGAAAAGAAGUAAAAGGGAACAAAGCAGCAGAGCGAGAAGCUCAACUGAAUGAGCUGUUUGGCGAUUCGCCGAGCGAAGGAGAUGAGGAAGCUGAACAUGGAGACGAAGCUUCUGAAUCUGACAAAGACGAAGUAGACAGCGGUGAUGAGAAGGAGAAAGAAAGGAAAAUAACAACUCAAGAAAGGGGUGAAGAAGAUGAAGAAGAAGGAGAAGAUGACGAGAAUGAGGACGAAAAUGAGAAGGAAGUGAGGAAACCAAAACUCCAAAGCCAGCUGUCUUCUGCAGAUUUAUUUGGAGAUGAUGAAGAAUUAUCAUCAGAUGAAGAACAGCGAGAGAAAGAAGUUGAAAAAACUCCAGAGCCUGAAGAAAGGGAACAAGUUGGUGAAGGUGAAGAAGUUCCCCCAGAACAGGGUGAAGAAGAAGAGGAAGAGACAAGAAUUGACGUCACGAUCCCGUACUCUCAAUUCUCUUUGGGUUCCGAGUUGUAUUUUGUGAAGAUGCCAAACUUUUUGAGCAUUGAACGCAAACCAUUUGAUCCUGCAUUGUAUGAAGACGAGAUGGAAGAAGAUGAAGUGUUAGAUGAAGAAGGCAGAGCCAGGCUAAAACUAAAGGUGACAAUUGGAGGGGGUAUUUUCUUAUAUUUGAGGCUUAAAGAGGGAGGUGUGAACAUCAAAUUGCUCGAACAUUUGUGUUGUGUUGUAGGAUUUGCAAGUGAAUCGGAUGAAGCUGAAGAAAGUGACGGAGCAGGAGGAUUAGACAGUGAUGAAGAUGAGGAAGGAAAAGAGAGACUGUUGAAUGCAAAGGAAGGCAUUGAAGAUGAUGCACAUGAAGGAAGAAAGAGGACUGGCAGUGAAGAUGGAAACACACCGAGAAAGAAGAAAAAGAGUCGACAGAUUGUUGAAAGUGAUGAAGACAGUGAUUAGUAGUGAUAAAUGAAUACACAAGUGAAGGUGUGCAUUCCUGGUAGAGUGAAUUGUUGGAGAAAACAGAAGGAAAGACCAGCCAUGAUUUGCUGCUCAUGAUUGCACUGACGUUUGAAAUCAUGGCAGCAUGAACUACACAGAAAGACAUACAGGCACUGGGAAACAUUGCAAGAAAAGGCCAAAGACAGUUGUUUUAGCUAUAAUGGUUUUACUCAAACAUGAAAAACCACUCACAAGCUUGCUAUUGUAUUCAACCUGGAAAUGAACUUACCCUAUAAAGCCUUUCUAUUCUGAGCUGUUGAUAUUGUUCAAAUUGCUUUCUAUUUUGGGGGUUUUCGAUCAUCUCUUGGAAACCGUGACCCUCCUGAGCAAUAAUUGUUACUGCCAGCCAUUAUUAAAGCACUUCCUUCCUCAGAUUCAGUGCAAUCUUCAAGUCAUUAGAAGUAGUCUUGCAUGCAGUGGCAAAGCACUAGCCACCAGAAGUAGGUUAAUAGGACAACAGUGAAAGAGGGGAGAGGUGCAACUAAACUAAAUAAUACUUUGUAGUGCUACAGUAAUAUUACUUCUAUUCCCACACACUUCAUAAUAUGUGACUAAAAGGUGGUCUGAUACUUGUGUUUUAAAAAUUUUAACUAUCUUAGCCCUAAUAUUAAGAAAUUAAUGGACUCCAGCUGAUAGAAUAAGACUUUAAACAGACACAUUUCCCAUGUGGUGAUCAUUCCUUAGUCUCAUGACCUUCACACCUGACGUGUUAUUUAUACACUGUACGUUAUCGAGAAAUUGGAUAUUGAAAACUGACCCACUUAAGUUCAGUAUCUCUGGAUCUCACAGUCUUAAAUAAAUAGUAGAAGCUGUAAUGUUUUUGUAUGAUAGUCUGACAUUAAUAUAAGUUGUUAUGCUAGGCAUUACCUUCACUUGUCUUGCAAAUAGUAGACAAAAUAGGCAAAGUACUUAUGAUAUAGCUAUCGAGUAGUAAGCUCUAUCCAUUCUUACCAUUCUGUAAAAAUACACAAAGUUUAGAUGGAACAUCUCAUUUGCUGAAAACUCUACCAGGGACAUGUCAACUGCACUUACCUUGUAGGCUUUGUUUCUUUCUUUAAGAUAUUUAAUUUGCCUUUUUGUGAAUUAAACACUAUGCCAAGAAGGUUAUUUCUCUAUAUUGAACAAGGUUUUAAUGUCAUGCAGUAUCAGAUAGUUGUUCAAGCUACAAGAUAAAUUUUUUAAAAAAACAACAUUGAUAAAGUAACACAAUAAAGCUUUCUUGUAUGCAAUGGGA
This is a messenger RNA of Orbicella faveolata, 2266 nucleotides long. Its product is annotated as RNA polymerase-associated protein LEO1-like. Gene Ontology annotation, molecular function: RNA polymerase II C-terminal domain phosphoserine binding. Lineage: Eukaryota; Metazoa; Cnidaria; Anthozoa; Scleractinia; Merulinidae. Gene Ontology annotation, biological process: transcription elongation by RNA polymerase II; positive regulation of transcription elongation by RNA polymerase II. The record is from RefSeq and is a predicted model, not a curated record. Gene Ontology annotation, cellular component: nucleus; Cdc73/Paf1 complex.